AACCAUAUUUAUACAGUUCCUUCUGAUUGGCAUCGUGCUGGGAGUGACCAUGAUUAAUAUAAUGUACUUUUAGGAUAUAAUGCAUAGCAUUUCCUCUAUUGUUUAUCUUGCUGGCAUCUUGGUGGAAUCGUUCCCCUUUUGCUACCUAUGCGAUUUGCUAGUCGAAGACUGCGAUGACUUGUGCAACUUAUUGGGUCAGUCGAACUGGAUCGAUGCUGAGCCCAGAUACAAGUCAACCCUGCGGAUAUUUAUGCACAAUUUGCAACAGCCGAUUAUCUUCGUCGCUGGGGGCAUCUUUCUGAUCUCAAUGAGUACUAACAUUAAGAUGGCGAAAUUUGCAUUCAGUGUAAUGACUGUAGUGCAGCAGAUGAAUUUAGCUGAACGCCUUAAAUAA
Molecule: messenger RNA, 394 nt
Organism: Drosophila albomicans
Lineage: Eukaryota; Metazoa; Arthropoda; Insecta; Diptera; Drosophilidae
Product: odorant receptor 59b-like
Exons: 2
Coding region: 80-394 (104 amino acids)
Biological process (GO): detection of chemical stimulus involved in sensory perception of smell; sensory perception of smell
Cellular component (GO): plasma membrane
Molecular function (GO): odorant binding; olfactory receptor activity
Source: RefSeq, a predicted model, not a curated record